AUGAAUGUUUGUGGAGCUGGUUGGUUGUUUGACGGAAUUGAGCUGACCAUGAUUAGUUUUAUUGUUCCUCAACUGACUGACGAAUGGUCGUUGUCACCAGUACAAGCUGGAUCUCUGGGAAGCGCUGUUUUCCUCGGUAUGAUGUUUGGAGCAUGGCUUGGAGGAAUUAUCUCUGACAAAAUUGGUAGAAAACUUGUAUUCUGUGGAAGUGUUUUUAUAACAGCAACCUUUGGACUUGCUUCGUCGUUUUCCAAUGGAUAUGUAGCAUUCUUAUUUUUGAGAUUCUUCGUCGGACUGGGCUUGGGUGCGAUGGUUCCUGUUGAUUUUUCGUUAUUCAUGGAAUUUAUUCCUCCAAAGAAUAGAGGUGCAAUUUUGGGAGUUUUGAACAUUUAUUGGAGUGUUGGAGCUGCCUUUGAGUGUUUAAUUGCUUGGAUUUGUCUUCAAGCUGGUGGAUUUAGUUUGGAUACUGGAUGGAGAUGGGUUGUUGCAUUGUCUUCCAUUCCUGGAUUUAUUAUUUUCAUUUCCAGACUUUUUGUACCAGAAAGCCCAAGAUAUAAUCUUUUGAGACAACGUGGAGGAGAAGUUCACCGAGUUAUUAACAGCAUGGCCGAAAUUAAUUGCGUUUCAAAGGAUAACCCUGCUUUAGGAUGGGUCUAUAAAAGAAGUAAAUGGAGAUUGAGAGUACCCAAAAUUGAGAAGCAACUAAAUCCUUGGGAACAAUUGAAAUGUCUUUUCCACAAAGACUAUAUUUUGGGAACGCUUUUACUAUGGCUGAUUUGGUUUAUGAUGAGCUUUGGUGGUUGGGGAUUUAAUUUCUUGUUGCCAAUUGUUUUUGUGAAACUCCAGGACAAUAACGUGUAUUUGAAUACUUUUUGGGUGACUGGAGUUGGUUUUAUUUCUAACAUUAUCACCUUAUUCGUAAUUGAUAGAAUUAGUCGUAGAGCUCUUAUGAGCAGUACAUUUAUUGUGACAGGUAUUUUAACUGCUGUUGUUGGAGUGAGUGAAGAUCCAAUCUAUGUUUUGGUUCUCUCAAUGCUUUCUAACUUUUUCUCUUCCUUCCCUUGGGCUGUUGUUUACACGUACACUCCUGAAUUUUAUCCAACUGCCUUCCGUGCCACUGGUAUGGGUACAUGCUCUGCGUUCACAAGAUUGGCUGGUACAAUUACACCAAUUGUUGGAGAAGUGUUACUGAAAUCGAAUUAUUUCUUCCCAUUCUUAGUUUUUGGAAUUGCAUUCUUUGUAGCUGGAAUUUGUGGUAUUUUCUUGCCAAGAGACACUUUAGGCGUUGCAUUGGAGGAUGUUGCAGGUGAAAGUCAUUUCUUACCCAACUCUAAGAGUCAUUUUGGAGUGGAACAGUUGUCGACUUAUGGUGACAGCGCUCCUCCAUCUGUUGAUGAUUUAACUUCAUCGUUACUUAACGAGGAAAAAGAUCGUAAUGAAGGCUACAACCCUCCUUCCAAUGAGACAGCUAUUAAUGUUUAA
This is a messenger RNA of Naegleria lovaniensis, 1482 nucleotides long. RefSeq lists its product as uncharacterized. Gene Ontology annotation, molecular function: transmembrane transporter activity. The transcript has 7 exons. NCBI's taxonomy places the organism in Eukaryota, Heterolobosea, Eutetramitea, Acrasida, Naegleriidae. Gene Ontology annotation, biological process: transmembrane transport. Gene Ontology annotation, cellular component: membrane. The record is from RefSeq and is a predicted model, not a curated record. Bases 1 to 1482 code for a protein of 493 amino acids.